This is a messenger RNA of Juglans regia (Persian walnut), 1810 nucleotides long. RefSeq names its product laccase-22-like. Gene Ontology annotation, molecular function: copper ion binding; hydroquinone:oxygen oxidoreductase activity. The transcript is spliced from 6 exons. Bases 43 to 1710 code for a protein of 555 amino acids. Gene Ontology annotation, cellular component: apoplast. The record is from RefSeq and is a predicted model, not a curated record. Gene Ontology annotation, biological process: lignin catabolic process. Lineage: Eukaryota; Viridiplantae; Streptophyta; Magnoliopsida; Fagales; Juglandaceae.
GACACUAAGCUUGGAGCAGAGAAAGAGAGAGAGAGAGAGAGAAUGGAUCGUCGGUUUUGGACAUUAAUGUUACUGGGAGUCUUCUUAUUUCCAGCAUUGGUUGAGUCCUUGGUUCGUCAUUACAAUUUCAAUGUGGUCCUGAAGAACACAACAAAGCUUUGUGCAACAAAAGCCAUUGCCACUGUCAAUGGGAAAUUUCCGGGGCCAACUCUCUAUGCAAGGGAAGAUGAUACCGUGAUCGUAAGGGUUACCAACCACAUUACACAUAAUGUGACAAUCCACUGGCAUGGGGUGAGACAACUUCGGACCGGAUGGUCGGAUGGACCAGCAUAUAUCACACAAUGCCCUAUACAACCUGGGCAGAAUUUCAUGUACUCCUUCAACCUCACUGGCCAAAGAGGCACGCUUCUUUGGCAUGCACAUAUCUCCUGGUUGAGGGCCACUUUACAUGGCGCUAUUGUUAUAUUGCCCAAGCGAGGCAUUCCUUACCCAUUUCCAAAACCUCAUAAAGAAAAAAUCAUCAUUUUAGCCGAAUGGUGGAAAGCAGACGUUGAAGCUGUUGUCAAUCAAGCUACCCAAUCUGGUUUGCCGCCUAAUAUAUCGGAUACGCAUACCAUAAAUGGUCAUCCAGGACCUGUUCCUGGUUGCUCUUCUCAGGGGGGUUAUACUUUACAUGUUGAGAGUGGCAAGACCUAUUUACUACGCAUCAUCAAUGCAGCGGUGAACGAUGAGCUUUUCUUCAAAAUUGCAGGGCACGGUCUAACAAUUGUUGAAGUGGAUGCCUCCUACACCAAGCCCUUCCAAACUGACACUAUAUUCAUCAGCCCUGGCCAAACUACAAACGCCCUCCUAACUGCAAAUCAGGCCAUUGGCAAGUACUUGCUAGCAGUCACGCCUUUCAUGGAUGCUCCGGUUGGCUUUGACAACUUGACUAACUAUGCCACAUUGCGCUACAAAGGCACCCCUGCAAAUCCCCCAACCAUCUUAACCACCGUUCCUCCUCAAAAUGCAACUCCAUUAACCCAUGCUUUCAUGGACUCACUUCGAAGCCUUAACUCCAAACAAUACCCAACAAAAGUCCCAUUAACCCUAGACCAUUCUCUGUUUUUCUUCUUAGGCGUUGGGGUUAAUCCAUGUGCUACUUGUGUUAAUGGGAGCCGGCUUGUGGCAGAUAUUAAUAAUGUUAGCUUUGUGAUGCCAACUGUAGCUCUCCUUGAAGCACAUUACUCCAACAUACAAGGAGUUUUUACAGAUGAUUUUCCUGGAAACCCACCUAUUCCUUUUAAUUAUACUGGUAACUCACCAUCUAAUAUCCAGACCAUGAAUGGCACCAGGCUGUAUAGACUGGCUUAUAAUUCUACAGUCCAGAUUGUGUUACAAGGCACAGCUGUAAUAGCACCAGAGAACCAUCCAACCCAUCUGCAUGGGUUUAAUUUCUUUGUGGUUGGGAAGGGGUUAGGGAACUUCGAUCCCUACAAGGAUCCGCUGAAAUUUAACCUCGUUGAUCCUGUCGAGAGGAACACAAUUGCAGUACCUACCGCUGGAUGGACUGCAAUCAGAUUCAGGGCGGAUAACCCAGGUGUUUGGUUCUUACAUUGCCAUUUGGAAGUACACACGACGUGGGGACUUAAGAUGGCAUUCCUGGUAGACAAUGGUAAAGGCCCGAACGAGUCUCUGCCUCCGCCUCCUAGCGACCUUCCCAAGUGCUAGAAUUUAGUAGUUGAUUCGUUUCUUUUCCUUUUUUUGUUCCUUGAGGAGGUGUGAAUAAGAAAAGUGGGCAACUUAAGUUAGUGACUUUGUACAUUUUUUU